Molecule: messenger RNA, 2633 nt
Organism: Fragaria vesca subsp. vesca
Lineage: Eukaryota; Viridiplantae; Streptophyta; Magnoliopsida; Rosales; Rosaceae
Exons: 17
Coding region: 24-2633 (869 amino acids)
Biological process (GO): gene silencing by siRNA-directed DNA methylation
Source: RefSeq, a predicted model, not a curated record
CCCAGUUCUUAUGUUUUGAAGGUAUGGCGCCUGAAAAGCGACUAUCUUCAAGAAUGAAAUUUUUCGCAGAACAUAGUUUUGGGAAUGGACAUGCUGAUCCAGCAGAAGUUGACAGGACAUUGUUUUAUGAGAAUGCAUCAGCUAAGAAUGCAAAUAUAAGAGAUUCGCUGGGGAGAAACAAAGAGACUUUGCUAGUUAAGGAGAAAGGAGAUAGAUUCUGGAUAUCGGGUUUCAAAAUGUGUCACAAAUCAGAGGAAAGGGAUAUGGGAAAACUGCAACAAAAUGCUCGUCACUAUCUUGAAAAAGCCUUCUUGGGGCAAGACAAAGCCCUUCCAAUAUCUGAAGAGAAAAACAAUGAUCUUAAGAAAAAGCUUGAAGAGAAUGAGGCUGAAAAGAAAGAUCUUGACAAAAAGCUGAAGGAAAGUAAAGUCGCUAAGAAAGAGCAUGAGAAGACCUUAGAUGCGCUUACUGCUGCGGAAAAGCACCAGCAGAGGGAAACUCAGAUGAACGAGAUUCUGAAAAAGCUUGAGCAGAGUGAAUCUGAGAAGAAAGAGCUUGAGAAGAUUGAAGAGGCUCAAGCGAAAGAACUUAAGAAGGCGCUUGAGCAGAUCGAAGCUCAAAAGAAAGAUCUUGAGCAGCAUGAGAUUAAAAUAAAACAAUUGGAGAUGGUUAAUCUUGACCACAGGAAGGCUACUGAAAAUUUGUUAAAACAAAAGAAAGAAAAUGAGGAGCUCCGAAAGAGGAUCACUGAAUUGGAGGAUCAAAAGGAUCAGGCUGCGGAGGAUUCAGGUGAAAUUCGAAUCAAGUUAAAGGAGAAGGAAGAAGAGCUGGCCAAUGUUGAAGCUCUUAACAAUACACUUAUUGUAAAGGAGCUCAAAAGCAACACUGAAUUGCAGGAGGCUCGUACAGAGUUGAUCAGAGGAUGGGAAUCAGCAAGUCGUGCUUUUAUUCGUCUCAAGAGAAUGGGAGGGCUUGACUGCAGGCCAUUUCAGACUGCAUGCAAGAGAAAAUAUCCUACAGAAGAAAUAAAUGUACAGGCAGCAGCACUAUGUUCUCUUUGGGAGAGUUAUAUUGGGGAUCCAAGCUGGCAUCCGUUCAAAGUUAGCACGGCUUCCUUUGGGCAUAAUAAGGAAAUUAUAAAUGAAGAAGAUGAAAAAAUGAAAAAGUUAAAGAACGAGUUUGGUGUUGAAGUUCAUCUAGCUGUGUCAACUGCUUUGCUGGAAUUGAAUGAGUAUAAUCCGAGUGGUUUGAAAAUGUCUCACAAAUCAGAAGAAUCGGAUAUCGGAAAACUGCAACAGAAUGCUCGUGACCACCUUCAAAAGGCCUUAUUGGAGCAAAGCAAGGCCUUCUCAAAAUCUGAAGCGAAAAACAAUGAUCUUAAGAAAAAGCUUGAAGAGAAUGAGGCUCAAAGGAAGGAUCUGCAGAAAAAGCUUGAGCAAAGUGAAGUCGCCAACAAAGAGCUUGAGAAGAAGAAAAAUAUGUGGCAUGUGUGGUAUAGUACAAGUGAAACUCAAAUGAAAGAGAUUAAGCAAAAGCUUGAGCAGAGUGAAUCCCGGAAGAGAGAGCUUGAGACGAUUGAAGAAACUCAAAAGAAAGAACUUAAGAAGUUGCAUGAGCAGAAAGAAUCUCAGAUGAAAGAGAUUCAGAAAAAGCUUGAGCAGAGUGAAUCCCGGAAGAGAGAGCUUGAGAUGAUUGAAGAAACUCAAAAGAAAGAACUUAAGAAGACGCUUGAGCAGAUUGAAGCUCAGAAGAAAGAUCUUGAGCAGCAAGAGAUGAAACUAAAACGAAUGCAGGAGAUGGUUAAUAUUGAGCAAAAGAAGGCUAAUGAAACUAUGUCAAAACAAAAGAAAGAAAAUGAGGAGCUCCAGAAGAAGGUCACUGAAUUGGAGGAUCACAAGGAUCAGGCUGAGGUGGUGUCAGAUGACGAUGAGGCUGAGGAGGUGUCAGAUGACGAUGAGUCUGAGGCCAAGCAUGAAGAGAUGGGUGAAAUUCGAAAAAGGUUAGAGAAGAAAGAAGAAGAGGUGGAUGAAAUUAGUAACAAGUUGAAGGAGAAAGAAAUGAAGCUGGCCAAUGUUAAAGCUUUUAACAAUGUACUUACUGUAAGGGAGAUCAAAAUCAACACUGAACUCCAAGAGGCUCGUGCAGAGUUAAUCAGAGGAUGGGAAUCAGCAAGUCGUGCUUUUAUUGGAAUCAAGAAAAUGGGAGAGCUUGACAGCAAACCAUUUCAUACUGCAUGCAAGAGAAAAUAUGAUAUAGAACAAGCUGACGACCAGGCAGCAGCACUAUGUUCUCUAUGGGAGACGUAUAUUAAGGAUUCAAGCUGGCAUCCAUUCAAAACUAGCACGGAUUACUCUGGACAUUGUAAGAAAGUUAUUGAUGAAGAAGAUGCAAAAUUGAAAAAGUUAAAAAACGAGUUUGGUGGUGAAGUUUAUUUGGCUGUGUCAACUGCUUUGCUGGAAGUGAUUGAGUAUAAUCCCAGAGUUGAAACUACAAAAGAGGAGAAGGACCUCAUGAAGACAUUGUUUAGGACUGAUCCUGGAGACCUGGACAAUGGAGACAUCGCUGGCCUGGGUAGAGGCAGGACUGACCCUGAUGUGUAUUACAAGCAAGGUGCUGUCACAGGCCCUAGGUGA